Molecule: messenger RNA, 675 nt
Organism: Candidula unifasciata
Lineage: Eukaryota; Metazoa; Mollusca; Gastropoda; Stylommatophora; Geomitridae
Source: the annotation of a GenBank genome assembly
AUGUCGAAACCACAACUGGCUGGUGGUUUUCUGGGAGGGCAGCCCAGAUUUAGCGAGCUGAAGUUAAAAACUGACAGCCACAAAGAUGCAGAAUUUCGGGUCAUCGCUGAAAACAGCGUCGUAAUUAAAAUGAAGACUGGUCAACCUACAAAGGUAACCACCAAACUAACCCAGUGCUCCAAUGAUAAAGAGUUGCCUGAAUAUGUAUUUGUACAACGGAAGGAUUACGACUCCAUCGAAUUCCAUGUUGGCUUCCCAGACAACGGCUACUACACUUUCAUGAUCUUUGCUCUUCCUGAAUCUGACACUAACGACUCCUUGCCUAAUGUGUACAACUACCUGAUCAAUGUGGAGCGCAACAGCAGGCCAGCUGCACCUUUUGUUAAGGCAUACACCAAGUUUUACAAGGAUUGUUGUGUUCUGUAUGAGCCUUUGGUCCUUAAUUCCAACAGCCAGUUGCUGGACCACACUAGAUUCAAGAUGGUGGUGCCUGGGGCCUACAAGGUAGCUGUGCACACCAAGGACGAGUGGCACCAACUGGAGAAGAAAGGAGAUAAAUGGGAGGGAAAGGUUGACCUUUUGAGGUACAGAGGGCAGAAUACUAAGGUUACGGUCAACGCUAGUUAUGAUAAAGAUGGCAGCACAUACAGUGUGCUUUUGGAGUAUGCUAUCUAG